AUUGUCCACUGACAUUCAAACAAACAUGCUAUACAGCAAUUACCAAAAAUAACAUUGGAAUAACGUAUUUAGGAUUUUUGUAAGUCUUUUUGGUCUGACACUCCUCCAGAAACCAUGACACCAGCCAUCUCCAGAACUGCUGCAGGAGAGAUCAAUCACUGGUGGAGCCAGCUGAAGUUCCGCCUUCAGCAUAGAAAAGGAUGGAAUGAAAUGUUGGAUGAGACCUUCCUCUUGCAGAACAAAAAAGUAAAUGACAUCCCCCUGUUUUCCGCCACUAAGGAGAAUAAUGCAGCCUGCAUAAAGAAACUGCUUGACUGUUCAUCUACAAAUAUCUUUGAGAGAGGUGAGCUUGGAGAGACGGCUCUGCAUGUUGCUGUGAUGAAUGAUAAUUUUCAAGCGGCUGUGGCAUUAAUGGAUGGAGCACCUGAGCUCAUCAACGAGCCUAUGACCUCUGAACUCUACCAAGGUUUAACAGCCCUUCACAUUGCUGCAGUUAACCAGAAUGUUAACAUUGUCCAGGAGUUGAUUACAAGAGGGGGUGAUGUGGCAACACCCAGGGUCACGGGCAUGUACUUCCGCAAAAGAAGAGGAGGACUUCUGUACUUUGGUGAACACAUCCUGGCAUUUGCAAGCUGUGUGGGUAAUGAAGAAAUUAUGUCCAUGUUGAUAAAAGCUGGGGCUAAUAUUCGGGCCCAGGAUUCCCUUGGUAAUACCAUCCUGCAUCUGUUGGUUUUGCAGCCCAAUAAAACCACUGCAUGUCAGAUUUUUGACAUUCUGAUGUCACACGAUGCAGAUCUGGACCCCCCAAUCCCACUAGACAUGAUUCCCAACUACAGAGGCCUCACACCAUUCAAACUCGCUGCCAAGGAGGGCAACCUUGUGGCUUUCCAGCACUUGGUUAACCGCAGACGCAUUAUUCAGUGGAGUUUGGGACCAUUGACCUCCAACCUUUAUGACCUUACUGAGAUUGACUCCAGGGUGGAUGACCUCUCAGUGCUUGAGGUUAUUGUCAGCAGUCCGAAAAGAGAGGCCAGAAGGAUUCUUGAGUUGACUCCAGUGCGGCAGCUCGUAAGGCUGAAGUGGAAUCUGUAUGGGAAACAUUACUUCAGGUUAUUAAUGCUGGUGUACCUGCUGUAUAUUAGCAUAUUCACUUUGUGUUGUAUAUACCGCCCCCUGAAGGACAUUCCUGAGAAUUACACCAAAGCAGACAACGACAACACCAUAAAAAUACAAAAAAGCUUCACGGAGAGCUAUCAGUCCUAUAAAGAUCACCUGCGUUUAAUUGGAGAAAUUAUCAGUCUCAUAGGAGCCAUCGUUAUUCUGCUGAUAGAGAUUCCCAGUAUUUUGAAAGUGGGGGCUAAACGCUACUUUGGCCAGUCUGCACUUGGAGGCCCCUUCCAUGUCACUUUGGGAAGCUACGCGUGUCUGGUUGUGAUUUUGUGUGUGAUGCGCACCACUGGAAUGACAGGAGAGCUUGUGCCGAUGGCUUGGGCUCUGGUUCUCGGCUGGUCCAAUGUUAUGUACUUCGCCCGAGGUUUUGAGAUGCUGGGACCCUAUGUGAUUGUGAUUCAGAAGACAAUAUUUGGAGAUUUGACAAAGUUCAUGUGGUUGUCUCUCAUCUUCCUCAUUGGAUCCUCAACCGGCUUGUGGGUUUUCUACAUGACUCAAGACUCUUUAGCUUUACCGCCAUACCGCUCGUUCCCCAUCACCGUCUUCUCUCAGUUUGAGCUGAGCAUCGGCCUGAUAGACUUGCCAGUGGACCACACUCUCUACACACAUCCAGUUGUGCACUCUGUUCACAUCUGCUUCAGCGUGGUCUCUUACAUCCUCCUGUUUAACCUCCUGAUCGCCAUGAUGAGCGACACACAGUGGAGGGUCACCCAGGAACGUGACGAACUCUGGAGGACACAGGUGGUGGCCACUACUCUGAUGCUGGAACGGAGGCUAUCACUGCGCUUGUGGCCAAGACUGGGUGUCUGUGGCCUGGCCUUUGGCCUUGGAGAAUGCUGGUACCUCCGAGUGGAGGAUCGCAAUGAUCUAUUGGUGCAAAAGAUGAGACGCUAUGUUAACGCAUUCUCUAAGGAUGGAGAAUCAGCCAAGGAGAAGGAGGAAACAGGCAAGAGUGACACUGGAUAUGAUCCAGUACAAAGCCAUUUUACUGAGAGCAACAUGGCUAAAACCAAAAGGAGGCCAAGGCAAUGCUGGCAGCUCAUUCGCCAGAGUAUAGAAUGUGAAAAGGAAGAAAAUGUGGAUUCCCCUGAUUUCAAGUAAAUCUAAAAAUGGCACAAGAUCAAGUAGUAAUGUUUAGGUGAAAUGACAUUCCUAAUAUUUAAAUGGUUCCCGUUACAUUAUUCUGUAUUAUUCUACUGUUUAAUAAUAUGCAAACAUAUAGGUGUGCACCAUCAAUAUUGUUACAUAUAAAGGUGGAAGUUUAAUUAAGAAAUACAAAAAGAGACAUUUCAAAAAGAAUGCAUGCGCAAUUCAAUACAUUAUCAUGUAAAUAUUAGCCAUAUUUAGUGCAAAUAAACAAGCUUUGUGUAAAUGA
This is a messenger RNA of Rhinichthys klamathensis goyatoka, 2545 nucleotides long. RefSeq names its product transient receptor potential cation channel, subfamily V, member 6 (gene trpv6). Gene Ontology annotation, biological process: calcium ion import across plasma membrane. NCBI's taxonomy places the organism in Eukaryota, Metazoa, Chordata, Actinopteri, Cypriniformes, Leuciscidae. Bases 115 to 2271 code for a protein of 718 amino acids. The record is from RefSeq and is a predicted model, not a curated record. Gene Ontology annotation, cellular component: membrane. The transcript has 17 exons. Gene Ontology annotation, molecular function: protein binding; calcium channel activity.